UUUAGUUUCUGUCAUUCGAGAUUUUUCUAGAGUUUCUAACUUUCUAACCUAAUUUUCUCGUAGACAAUACGUUUGUUCUUGAUCUUGUUCUUUUCCUGCUUUUGACAAUAAACAAAGCUACUUUGUCUCAAAUAUUUUCAAAUCUUUGCAUUUUUGGUGAAUUUUAAUUACUCAAAGUUUUCUAUUCUUAGAGUGAAGAGACAAACAAUCCAAUUAAAAUGUCGUAUAUGUUGGGACAUUUACACAACGGCUGGCAGGUGGAUCAAGCUAUUUUAUCUGAAGAAGAUCGUGUUGUGGUUAUCAGAUUUGGUCACGAUUGGGAUCCUACAUGUAUGAAAAUGGAUGAAGUGCUGUACAGUAUCGCAGAAAAAGUAAAGAAUUUUGCGGUCAUCUAUCUAGUUGACAUAACAAAAGUACCUGAUUUCAAUAAAAUGUACGAAUUGUACGACCCCUGCACUGUGAUGUUCUUUUUCCGUAACAAACACAUCAUGAUUGAUUUGGGAACUGGUAACAACAACAAAAUCAACUGGGCAUUGGAGGACAAACAGGAGAUGAUCGACAUCAUUGAAACCGUCUACAGGGGGGCCAGGAAAGGACGUGGUCUUGUUGUGUCGCCCAAAGACUAUUCCACCAAAUACAGAUAUUAAGUGACUAUGAACUUGACUAUCAAUGUGUUAUCAUUAUUGUAAGUAAAAGGUGUUUCAAUUUUAUAUUUCACAAACUAUACUACACUAGAUUCUCGUCUUGAUAAUUUUAUUUCUCUGUAUGAUGUAAAUAAUAGUAAAGUAUUAAGAGAA
Nilaparvata lugens (brown planthopper) is the source of this 797-nucleotide messenger RNA. It is a transcript of the gene Dim1, whose product is annotated as thioredoxin-like protein 4A. Gene Ontology annotation, biological process: mRNA splicing, via spliceosome. The coding region runs from base 219 to 647 and encodes 142 amino acids. NCBI's taxonomy places the organism in Eukaryota, Metazoa, Arthropoda, Insecta, Hemiptera, Delphacidae. Gene Ontology annotation, cellular component: U4/U6 x U5 tri-snRNP complex; spliceosomal complex; U5 snRNP. The transcript has 3 exons. The record is from RefSeq and is a predicted model, not a curated record.